AUGAAUAAAAUAAUAAAAGGGAAUUAAAAUAAGUAUUUUGAAUGGAUAACUUAAAAUAAAUAUAAAGAUUUAGCAUUAAAAUUAAAGGAUUAAGAAUAAUAAAAGUAAAAAUACAAUGAUUGUAGAGAUGAAGCUUUACAUUUUGAUGAAUAAAAUUUAUUAUAAUUAAAGGAAGAAAUUUUAGAAAUUCCUCAUUCAAGUUGGAAAUUUUUGAGUGAGACAAAACUUAAAAAAGAAUUGAUGAAUAUUUCUGCUAGUAAUUAUAUAGAAGUUUAUGAAAAUGGUAAAGGGUAUAAAAUAAUUAAAAUAUUAAAAGAGAUUAAGUGAUUUAUUUUGGAAGAUAUAAAAAUAAGGUUAAAGAUGGUUUAUGGUAAACAUUAUAUUGUUUAAAAUCUGGAAAAGAAUUGAUAGGAAUGUAUGAUAUUUUAAAAUUUAAAAUUAGAGGAGGUGGUUUAUAUAAAAAUGGUAUAAAAAUAGGAAAAUGGGUUGAAGUAUAUAAAUGUUUAAUAGUUAAUUAAUUAUAUAUAUUAGUUAGGAUAAAUUAAUAUUAUAUUAAGGAAAUUAUAGAAAUGGUAAUAAAAUUGGAUAAUGGAACUUUAAGAUUUUUGAAAAUUAAAAUAAGGAAACAUAAAUAAUGUAAAUAUUUUUAUUAAUUUGAAUAAAAAAGAGGAGGGGGUAUAUAUGAUAAUAAUACUGGGUUUAAAAAUGGAAUAUGGAUUGAUUUACAUUCUAGUUAUGAUAUGUAUUUAUUUAAAAUAUUUAGGGAUUGUAAAACAAUUUUAAUUGGAGAAUAUAAAAAUGGAAUAAAAUAAGGAUUUUGGAAAAUAAAAUAAAAGAUUGGAUUAUAAUAAUAAAAAUUUUGUUAAAUGUAAAUAUUUGAUUAUAAAAUAUAAGUGGAGGAGGUAAUUAUAAUAAAAAAGGUUAAAAAAUAAAGAAAUGGAUUGAUUUACAUGAAGAUUUUGAUAGGUUUUAUUUUGAUUAAAUAAUAGUUUAUGUAUAGUAACUUAUUAAGGAGAAUAUAUUAAUGGAAAUAAAAUAGGUAUUUGGAAUGUUAUACAUAAUAAAAGAAUAAGGUAUUUGAUUUAUUAUUUUUAAGAGCUUAUGGAAUAUAUGAAUUAAUUGGAUAGAAAUUUGGAAAAUGGAUUCAAUUAUAUGAUAAUUAUUAUGAGUAAUUUUAAUAUUUAUCAAAAGUCUAAAUUAAAUUAUAGAAAUUGGAAAUUAUGAAAAUGGAAAAAAAUGUAAAGAUUGGACAAUAAUGAUGAAAAUACCAUAUUAUGAAAGAAAUAUAAAAAUGUAUUUUCAAAAUUAAAUAUUAGUGGAGGUGGAAUAUAUGAUGAAAUUGAAGGUAAAAAAGUUGGAUUUUGGGUAGAACCACAUUUUAAUUUUUAUGAGUAAUAAUUAAUAUAUAUCAAUAGAGAUUGUUAAAUAAUAAUGAUAGGGGAUUAUAAUAUGGGUAAUAGAAUAGGAAAUUGGGAAAUAUAUUUUAGAAUGAGUGAAAAAUCUAAUUAUUAAACCAUGUAUUAAAAAUCUAAUUUAUAAUUUAGUGGAUAAGGAAAUUAUAAUUAAAAUGGUAUUAAAUUUGGAAAAUGGGAUGAAUUAUAAGAUUCUUAUGAUUGGUUACAUUUAUAAUAUUAUUUAUAGUAAUCAUUAAAUUAUUUACUCAGGAGAAUAUGAUAAUGGUUAAAAAAAUGGUUUAUGGGAUAUAAAAUAUAGAACUUUGUAAGAAUAAUUUUAAAAAAUGUAUAAAUAAAUAUUUAAAUAGUGGUGGUGGUAAUUAUGAUAAUGAUUAAAAAAAUGGAAGAUGGAUUGAACCUAUAUAUAAUUUCAAUUAGUAAUUUUAUUAUUUCUAUUAGAGUCAAAAUUAAAUAUUUUUUGAUGGAUCUUAUUAAAAUAAUUAAAAGUUAGGUAAAUGGAAUUUAUUAUGUAAAAAAAGUUAUGAAGAUUAAUAUUAAAUUUUGUAAAUUAAUUAAUUUUAAUUUAAAUAGAGGUGGAGGAAAUUAUGAAGAAAAAUAUGGUACAAAAGAUGGUAUAUGGAUUGAAAUAAAUGAUUUAAAGAAUUUAAAUUAACAAACUAAAAUUGCUAAGACAAACUUUUAAAAUGGAAUGAAAUUAUUUCCAAUUAAAAAAUUUUUUGUUUUAUGA
This is a messenger RNA of Paramecium sonneborni, 2142 nucleotides long. Lineage: Eukaryota; Ciliophora; Oligohymenophorea; Peniculida; Parameciidae. The record is from the annotation of a GenBank genome assembly.